AUGGUCCGCUCGGCCGGCAAACUGGUGCUCAUCGACAAGCUGCUGCCCAAGCUGAAGGCCGGUGGCCACAAGGUGCUCAUCUUCUCCCAGAUGGUGCGUUGCCUCGACAUCUUAGAGGACUACCUCAUCCAGAAGAGGUACCUCUACGAACGGAUCGACGGAAGGGUGAGGGGCAACCUACGACAAGCGGCCAUCGAUCGCUUCAGCAAACCCGAUUCGGAUCGUUUCGUCUUUCUCCUCUGCACGCGGGCCGGUGGCUUGGGCAUCAACCUCACCGCCGCCGACACCUGCAUCAUCUUCGACUCCGACUGGAACCCCCAAAACGAUCUCCAGGCUCAAGCGAGGUGUCACCGGAUCGGGCAGAGCAAAGCGGUGAAGGUCUAUCGUCUCAUCACGAGGAACUCCUACGAACGGGAGAUGUUCGACAAGGCCAGCCUCAAGUUGGGGCUCGACAAGGCGGUGCUGCAAUCCAUGAGCGGCCGAGAGGGCAACAUCGCGGGGAUCCAGCAAUUUUCCAAAAAGGAGAUCGAGGACCUGCUGCGCAAAGGGGCCUACGCGGCCAUCAUGGAAGAGGACGAUGAAGGUUCCAAGUUCUGCGAGGAGGACAUCGACCAGAUCCUGUUGCGCCGUACCACCACCAUCACCAUCGAGAGCGAGGGGAAGGGUUCCACCUUCGCCAAGGUACCUCCGCGCGUUCUUCCCGCCGUUGGCGGGCGGACGUCUUCUACCUCAGAGGUGGGCGUGAACAUCUCCCGAUCCUUCAACCAAUCGCAGGCGAGCUUCGUGGCUUCCGAAAACCGUACCGACAUCGCCUUGGAUGAUCCCAACUUCUGGCAGAAGUGGGCCAAGAAAGCCGACCUAGACCUGGAUCUCCUGAACAGCAAGGUUGGUGGUGGUGGUGGUGGGACAACGGUGAGGCUGGUUUGGGGCAGCGUCCGAUGGGUCUUCUCCAUCUUGGUGAUCCAGAACAACCUGGUGAUCGACACGCCGCGGGUGCGGAAGCAGACGCGACACUUCAGCACUCUUCGGGACGAUGACCUGGUGGAGUUCUCGGACUUGGAGAGCGAGGAUGAGGAGAGACCUCGAUCCCGACGUCACGACCGGCAUCACCACGCCUUGCAUCACGCCUACGGUCGCACCGACUGCUUCCGUGUGGAGAAGCACCUCCUGGUUUACGGCUGGGGCCGAUGGCGGGAGAUCCUGUCCCACGGGCGGUUCAAGCGACGCCUCUCGGAGCGAGACGUGGAGACCAUCUGCCGGGCCAUCUUGGUCUACUGUCUCCUUCACUACCGAGGUGACGAGAACAUCAAAGGCUUCAUCUGGGACCUCAUCAGCCCCACCGAGAACGGCAAGGCCAAGGAGCUCCAAAACCACUCGGGUCUUUCCAUCCCGGUUCCUCGAGGUCGGAAAGGGAAGAAGGUGAAGUCCCAAAGUACCUUUGAUGUCCACAAAGCCGAGUGGAUCCGCAAAUACAACCCCGACACCCUCUUCCAAGACGAGAGCUACAAGAAGCACCUCAAGCAUCAAUGCAACAAGGUUCUCCUGAGGGUACGGAUGCUCUACUACCUGCGGCAGGAGGUGAUCGGGGACCAGGCGGAGAAGGUGCUGGCGGGGGCGGUGGCCAG
Balearica regulorum gibbericeps (East African grey crowned-crane) is the source of this 1625-nucleotide messenger RNA. The record is from RefSeq and is a predicted model, not a curated record. Lineage: Eukaryota; Metazoa; Chordata; Aves; Gruiformes; Gruidae.